Messenger RNA from Sinocyclocheilus rhinocerous, 1171 nucleotides. Its product is annotated as ras-related protein Rab-39B-like. Lineage: Eukaryota; Metazoa; Chordata; Actinopteri; Cypriniformes; Cyprinidae. The record is from RefSeq and is a predicted model, not a curated record. The transcript has 3 exons. Gene Ontology annotation, molecular function: GTP binding; GTPase activity. Gene Ontology annotation, biological process: Rab protein signal transduction. Bases 378 to 1019 code for a protein of 213 amino acids.
UACAUUUCAUCAGCACAAAACAUCCAAACAUUUCUCCAUCUUCCAAGCGUGGAUCAAAACAUGACAGGCAUAAAUCAUCUUUGACUUUUACGUGACUUUGAUCCAGGCAGGGGUCAUUUCAACAACACGCCGACUCUUCUUUAGCAACAUCUAAGCAAAAUAGACCGCCUACACGGCGCUGUUUGAUUUGCACCUGUUUGUUUGUUUGUUUUUCCGUAGAGACGAAUGUUUUGUUUAUUAUUCGGUAUGUUAUGUAAAUAGUUUAUGUCCGUCGUUUCAUCCAGCGGUUUCUAAAGAGGCUUCAAUCCUUUAAAGAUUAUGGAAUCUGCCGUUUGGUAGCUUUGAACCGACCAAACAAAAACAACACCUGAAUAAACAUGGAGACAAUUUGGCUUUACCAAUUUCGACUGAUUGUUAUUGGGGACUCCACUGUUGGAAAAUCGUGUUUAAUUAGACGAUUCACAGAAGGCCGCUUCGCACAAGUGUCGGACCCGACAGUCGGGGUAGAUUUUUUCUCCCGCCUGGUGGAGAUUGAACCUGGGAAACGCAUUAAACUGCAGAUUUGGGACACUGCAGGCCAGGAACGCUUCAGGUCCAUUACCAGAGCAUACUACCGUAACUCCGUGGGAGGUCUGCUGCUCUUUGACAUCACCAACCGUCGCUCCUUCCAGAAUGUUCACGAGUGGCUAGAAGAGGCACGCAGCCACGUGCAGCCCCACAGCAUUGUCUUCCUGCUGGUCGGCCACAAAUGUGAUCUGGAACCACAGCGUCAGGUGAGCCGGCAAGAGGCCGAGAAACUAGCGGCUGCAUACGGCAUGCGCUACGUGGAGACUUCAGCUCGUGAUGCCAUAAACGUGGAGAGGGCUUUUACGGAGCUAACACAGGAUAUAUUCGAGCUGGUGAAGAGUGGGGAGAUUACCAUCCAGGAAGGUUGGGAGGGAGUGAAGAGCGGGUUUGUACCGAAUGUGGUGCAUUCAUCAGAAGAAGUGACAAAGGGCGAUCGCCGGUGUUUCUGCUGAGUCAGUAAUCGCCACCCUGGUACCUAUCAAACAUUUGGGCCCCGGUGGACAAAAAAACCCUGCUUCCUCCAAUCACAGGGUCAGUCUUCAACUCACUGAUUAUGACAUCAUCACCCCUUUCCUGCCUGCUGAAUGCCUAAACGAGUCCCACC